GGGGACUGCAUCUUCCGGUUGAAAGAGGGCCGAAAUCGCUGGGAGUGCAUUGCUUUCUUGUUGUGAUGUAUGUGAUGGGAUCUCGAAUCGAGUGAAGCUUGGAUUCUAUUGAUUGUGUCUGGUAUCCCAUUGAUUGGAUUGCAUUGCAUUUACAUAUUUAUAUUUCAUUGAGUGUUUAUUCUUAUAUUGUAUAAUCUGUCUGUUUUCCUUCGGUAUAUGGGAUAUUCGAGGAGAUAAGCAUUGUAUCUAUUAUAUCGUUCGACUGUUGCAGAGAAGACAUCGAGGUUGAGUCAAAAUGACGAAGACGUUUAAAGGUUCAGAAGUCUCAUCCCACAAUACACCAGAAUCCUGCUGGGUAUGCAUCAAUUCCACCGUCUACGAUGUAACGGAGUUUCUCCCCAAUCACCCUGGCGGAUCCAAAAUCGUUCUCAGUCUCGCCGGUAACGUUGACGCUACCGAGGAAUUCGAAAUGAUUCAUCCGCCCGGAACCCUCGAGGAGAAUCUCGACGCCUCCAAAAUCCUCGGCAAGAUUGACGUUUCGGAACUCCAACAACCAGUGGAAGAGAAAACAAAGAGCUCUCCGGUUGAAGCUGCGGGUCACAACGAUGGCGAUGAAGAUGCAAUUGAUAUAGACGCGGAUGUCAAGACCCUUCUUAAUCUCGAUGAGAUUGAGCAGUUGGCCACGAAAAAGAUUUCAAAUAAAUGCUGGUCAUAUUAUUACUCGGCGGCAGACGAUCUUUGGUCGAAGAGCUUCAAUAAUGCGGUAUACCGACAGAUUCUCCUGCGACCACGAGUCUUUGUCGAUUGCACAAAAUGUGAUUCCUCCACCACGAUCCUGGGACAGAAAGUUGGAUUGCCAAUUUUUGUAUCGCCAGCGGCAAUGGCGAGAUUGGCUCAUCCCGCUGGUGAACAGGGCAUUGCGAAGGGAAUCUCGAACUUUGGCGCUGUGCAAAUUGUGUCGAAUAAUGCGAGCAUGACCCCUGAGCAGAUUGUAGAGGGCUCACUACCAGAUCAGAUUUUCGGUUGGCAGUUGUAUGUGCAGAAUGAUAGGAAGAAGAGUGAAGCUAUGCUGCAAAGGAUUAAUGCUAUGAGUGAUAAAUAUAAAUUUAUCGUUUUGACUCUAGAUGCGCCAGUGCCGGGAAAGAGGGAACAUGACGAGAGACAAAAGGAUGUCGGAGCUAGCCUCCCUGUUUCUUCGGGAGUAAAGGCCAAGGAAAAGGUGGAAGAUAACAGUCCGCCAGCUGGCAAAGGAGGGGUUGGAAAGCAACUGUUUAUGGGAACAGCCGCAGAUUUGACUUGGAAAUCUACCCUAUCGUGGUUGGCUGAACAUACUAAAUUACCAAUUGUCUUGAAGGGUAUUCAAACCCAUGAAGAUGCAUACCUAGCAUCUCAAUAUGCACCACAAGUUAAAGGCAUUCUUCUUUCAAAUCAUGGAGGAAGAGCGUUGGAUACAGCACCACCUGCUAUUCACACACUCCUCGAGAUCCAAAAAUACUGCCCCGAGGUUCUCAGUAGGAUAGAAGUCUGGGUCGAUGGUGGCAUUAAGAGAGGUACAGAUGUAGUGAAGGCUUUAUGUCUUGGAGCUAAAGCUGUAGGGGUUGGCAGAGCUGCCUUGUUCGGUCUUGGGGCUGGUGGUCCAGAGGGCGUUGAAAGAACGUUUGAGAUCCUGAAAGCCGAAAUGGAAACUUGCAUGAGACUUCUUGGCGUGGAGAAGAUUAGUGAGUUGGGUCCCAAACAUGUUAAUGCCAGAGCGGUAGAGCGGGAUUUGUAUGAUGGACACCCAGGCUUGGAGAAAUUGGGAUUGUGGGUAAAAGCCAACUUGUAGAUUUUUUAAUGGAGAGUUGUAGGGUAGGUGGGUGGUCGUGCUAAUAUAGAUAAUUUGGGUAUUGUGUGUGUAUAUCGAUUGUAGAUGUAUAGAUUGCAGACAAGUUAAUCAAAUUUAUAAUCUCGUGUUAUUACACGCUCACUGGAAUAUAAAUCGCA
Molecule: messenger RNA, 1983 nt
Organism: Botrytis cinerea B05.10
Lineage: Eukaryota; Fungi; Ascomycota; Leotiomycetes; Helotiales; Sclerotiniaceae
Exons: 3
Coding region: 296-1825 (509 amino acids)
Molecular function (GO): oxidoreductase activity; heme binding
Source: RefSeq, a predicted model, not a curated record